CCAUGGAUAGUAGCAUCCACCUGAGCAGUCUGCUAAGUAGGCAUGAUGACGAAGCCACAAGGACGUCGACCUCGGAAGGGCUGGAGGAAGGUGAGGUGGAGGGAGAGACUCUGCUGAUUGUGGAAUCAGAGGAUCAGGCAUCAGUGGACUUAUCUCACGACCAGAGUGGGGAUUCCCUCAACAGCGAUGAGGGGGAUGUAUCCUGGAUGGAGGAGCAGCUGUCGUACUUCUGUGACAAGUGCCAGAAAUGGAUCCCAGCCAGUCAGCUGAGGGAACAGCUCAGUUAUCUUAAGGGCGAUAACUUUUUCAGGUUUACUUGUUCCGAUUGCUCUGCAGAUGGCAAGGAGCAGUCCGAGAGGCUGAAGCUGACAUGGCAGCAAGUGGUCAUGUUGGCAAUGUACAACUUGUCUCUGGAAGGAAGUGGACGUCAAGGCUAUUUCCGGUGGAAAGAAGAUAUUUGUGCUUUUAUUGAGAAACACUGGACCUUUUUACUAGGAAACAGGAAAAAGACCUCGACGUGGUGGAGCACGGUUGCAGGGUGCCUCAGCGUGGGAAGUCCUGUUUAUUUCCGCUCAGGUGCUCAGGAAUUUGGAGAGCCUGGGUGGUGGAAACUUGUGCAUAACAGGCCCCCAACAAUGAGACCGGAGGGAGAGAAGCUGUCCGCCUCCACAUUGAAAGUGAAAGCUUCAAAACCAAUGAUGGAUCCUAUCAUAACUGUUGAGGGACUCCGGAAAAGGGCAAGCCGGAAUCCUGUGGAAUCUGCCAUGGAAUUGAAGGAGAAGCGGUCCCGAACACAGGAAGCUAAAGACAUCAGAAGAGCACAGAAGGAAGCUGCCGGCCUCCUGGACAGGAGCACCUCUUCUACCCCUGUCAAGUUCAUCAGCAGAGGCCGUAGGCCAGACAUGAUUCUGGAGAAAGGAGAAGUGAUUGACUUUUCGUCCCUCAGCUCCUCAGACCGCACCCCGCUCACAAGCCCGUCUCCUUCUCCCUCUCUGGAUUUCUCUGCCCCUGGUACACCCGCCUCGCAUUCGGCCACACCGAGCUUGCUUUCUGAGGCAGACCUCAUCCCUGACGUGAUGCCACCCCAAGCCUUGUUUCAUGAUGAUGAUGAGCUGGAAGGAGAUGGAGUUAUAGACCCAGGGAUGGAGUACAUCCCACCUCCAGCUGGCUCGGCGGCUUCUGGGCUGGUCGGGAGCAGAAAGAAGGUCAGAGCUCCCGAGCAGAUAAAACAGGAGGUGGACAGCGAGGAGGAGAAGCCAGACAGGAUGGAUGGAGAUAGCGAAGACACAGAUUCGAACACUUCUUUGCACACGAGGGCUCGAGAAAAGAGGAAGCCACCCCUGGAGAAGGACGUGAAGCCCAAGGGGCCCAGGUAUACACCUGUGAGCAUCUACGAGGAGAAGCUGCUGCUCAAGAGGCUGGAGGCGUGCUCCAGUGCAGUGGCCAUGACCCCAGAAGCCCGGAGGCUGAAGCGGAAACUGAUUGUCAGGCAAGCGAAGAGGGAGCGGGGUUUACCCCUGUUCGACUUGGAUGAGGUUGUGAACGCUGCGCUUCUGUUGGUUGAUGGGAUGUAUGGAGCCAAGGAUGGAGGCGUGUCCCGGCUCCCAGCUGGACAAGCUACAUACCGGACCACCUGCCAGGACUUCAGGAUCCUGGACCGGUACCAGACGGCCUUGCCAACCAGGAAAGGAUUCCGGCACCAGACCACUAGGUUUUUGUAUCGUUUGGUGGGCUCAGAAGAUCUGGCUGUGGACCAAAGUAUUGUCAGCCCUUAUACUUCUCGGAUCUUGAAGCCGUAUAUCAGGCGUGAUUAUGAGACCAAGCCACCCAAACUACAGCUCCUGUCACAGAUUCGUUCCCACGUGCACAGGAGUGACCCUUCCUGGACAGCUGAGCCUGAUGCGCCUCUCGAUUACUGCUACGUCCGACCACACCACAUCCCAACGAUCAACUCCAUGUGUCAGGAGUUUUUCUGGCCUGGCAUUGACCUGUCUGAGUGUCUGCAGUACCCAGACUUCAGUGUCGUAGUCCUUUAUAAAAAGCUCAUUGUUGCCUUCGGCUUCAUGGUUCCAGACGUGAAGUACAACGAAGCUUACAUUUCAUUUCUUCUCGUUCAUCCGGAAUGGAGAAGAGCGGGGAUUGCCACAUUCAUGAUCUAUCAUCUGAUUCAGACAUGCAUGGGCAAGGAUGUGACUCUUCACGUCUCAGCAAGCAACCCUGCCAUGCUGCUAUAUCAGAAGUUCGGCUUCAAGACUGAGGAGUAUGUUCUGGAUUUCUAUGAUAAGUAUUACCCACUGGAAAGUGCAGAGUGUAAACAUGCAUUCUUCCUGCGGCUCCGACGCUGAGGUGAACCCAGUUCUUCCCAGAGGACCGUGGAUGCUGUCAGAGAAUGGGCCUUCAGGAGCAGUGCGGGCCCUGCUGUCCUGUGAGUGAUAGCCUCCACAUGGCCCAGCCGCCUGAGUGGAAGCCAUGUGCAGUGGAACAAGUAGGCAGCUUUUUCAUCCAGAAACCCUCCAGCCCAUCCUGGAGUGGCUCUCCAGCAGCAUCCUGGACUCCGCUGUUAGCCAGCAGCAAGUGACUCUGCCAUCCUCUUUCCACACAGUAAUGAGUGAGCACACAAGAGCCUCUGAACUGAAGUGUUUGCCAGAGGGCCUGCUUGUCCUGUGUUAGCACUCAAGAAAUAUGAAGAUCCGCAGUGCCCACACAGCCCUCUGCUGUCCUAGGAUGAGAGAUUAUAAGGUGUGAGGACUGAAUCCAGCCCUGUUCCCAGCCUGUGGUGUGCUGUCAUUGAAUUCUAGAGGACUCAUGGGACACUGAAGCCCUUUUGUCUCUUGCUGACUUUGGUCCCAGUCAGGAACAGUGUACUCAGUGUCCUUCUCCAUGCUGCUUUACCUGAUCUACCUGUCAGCAUCUCCUUGCAGGGAGAGUGACCUGGUACCAGGAGUUCACUCUGGGAAGUAGCUUCAGGCGUUCCAUGCCUUCCCCAGCCCUUCCCAUGCUCGGGACAGUUGCACCAGAAUGGAGGAGCGGGGCGGUGCAGGCAGAGCUGGAAGCUGCUUCCUGUGUUGCAGAGGUUGGAAGUGGACCCAGGGAGUGCAUUUCUAAAAGCAUCAGAUACUCUCAAAUAAAAAUCUUUAUUGUGUAACAGCUCACAGCCAGGGCUUCCGCCCAGUUGUUUGCACUCAACUUGUGUCUGAUGAGGAGCAGAGGCUCCUUUCUUGCUCUGUGGCCUUUGGGUUGGUUUGAGACUCCAGAAGGAGCCGAAUGCUUUCUAGUACACUGGCCUGCAUAUCUAAACCUUUACCCUGUGGCACACUGUUUGGAUCCUUUGCUCACAGGCUCCAUCUGCAGCUUGAAUCCCUGCGUUGAUGGGAGUGUUGCUCUCUCACUUUGAGAAUUCAGAGCAGCACCAUCUAGCGUCUUUGCGUUUUCUACCUUCCUCCCAAGCACCUCCGGCCUUUUAAAGGUUUCUGUUGAUGAUGGCUCAUAAGUCCUGGCCAAGUCACUUUUCUGUUGCUCUGAUGAGACACAGUGACCAAGGCAACUAGUAGAAGAGUUUAUUGGGCUAACAGUUCCACGGUUUAGAGUCUGCGACCAUCAUGGGAAGGAACAUGAUGGCAGCAGGCAGACAGCACUGAAACAGCUGAGAUUCGCGCCUUGACACACAGCAUGAAGCAGAGAGAAAGCUAACUGGGGUGGCAUGGGCUUUUGACAUCUCAUGGUAGCACACCUCCUCCAACAAGCCGACACUUCCACCAACUGGGGACCAACGAGUCAAAUAUGUGAGCUGAUGGGGCCACUCAUCAGCCCCAUGAAGUAAAAUUGAGGAAGCCACAUGUCCCAAACCUGGAGACCAGCUUGCAACUGUCUUAAGUGAAUGUCAAGCACGGGACACCAGAAUGGUGUCACCAGAAUGUCACCAGAAUGGCUCAAGGGCACUGUCUCCAGCUCCCUGGUGCUGAGGAAGGCUAUGAUUGCUUUAAUUCUACUCCACAUCUGUUUUAAGGUCUUCACCUUUCUCUUUUAUACAGUGUAGCUUUAUCUUUGCCUGUUUUACAUAUUUCUAAAGAUGAUUUUUUAUGUGAUGAGUGUUAAAAGUAAAUGCCAGGUAUUGUGCUUGCGCCCUCACCACUUAUUUAGGUAGGUAUCCCUGACAAUUACAGAUGAUUUUUUUAUCACCUCACAUUGAUGCUUACUGUCAAUCUGUGUAUUAGUCAGUGUUUGCAAAGGGAACAGAACUGAUGAGAUGAAUACACACACAUAUGGCAGAAACAUUUAUCAAUUAUUACAUAUAUCUAUAUCUACAUAUAUAGAUAUAUACACAUGUAUGUAAGAAGGGGCUGGAUUACUUAGACUGGCUUACAGAAUGUGAUCUGUGUAGUCCAGCAAUGGCUAUCAUGAUGUUUCGAAAGGCUGAGACUCUGGUAGUUCGCCUCCAAAGGCUGGAUCACUUUGCAGUCCCUAUCUGGUGCUGGAGUGCUAGAAGAUUUGUGGAGCACUGCCAGUCUGUAUUGGAAUCCUGAAGAAGUUAGAUUUAACACUGGCCACAGCAACAGGAUAGACGAGCUUGCCAGCAAGAGUGAAGGCAAGCAGGCAAAAAGCCAAGCUUCGUUUUCUCAUGUCCUCCUACAUGGACUGCCACCAUAAGUGAGAUCCAGAUUUAGGGUGGGUCCCCCCCUUCAGAUAAUGUGAUGAAGAAAAUCCCUCACAGGAGCACCCAGCAGGAGCCCCAGCAUCCUCAAGCUCACAAGGUCAGCCAUCACAUCUUGACACACACUCACUUCUUAUGUAAUGCUUAAUUUACAAAUGAGAACAAUAACCAGCUCAUAAUCCUGCCCCAUGCACAGCUGCAGAUAUAUCUUAUUUUAACAUAGGUGGCAAAGUCUUUUGAGGAAUAGUCUUUUGAUUAUGAUUCAGAUUUACAAUAUUUAAACACUGUUAUCUCAGUGUUACAUUAAAUGAUAAUAGAGGAAAGAACACAAAUACCUGUUUAAUAUAUGUGUCUAUAUGCACAAACACAUUCUUAACAAAUAAGACAAAAAUACUUGUCAGUUAUAAUCUUUGCCUCCAUAAUUAGUCUAGUGGCCUUUGCAGGUGUUAACUGAAUAUCGUAUUUUAGUUGCCUCAUCUGUGAAAUGAGUUGAUAAUACCUACCUCAGAGACUUGUAGCAAUGGGCAGGCACAGGUCCGAGAAACUCUUAAACAGUUGGUUUGUGUAGCUCAGUAGAAGAGCACUUGGCUAGGUUGUGCAAGGAUUGGGGUUCCAUCCUCAGCACUGCAAAACCAGAAACCAGAACUCUUCUUUCAAGCUUGGCACACUGCUGUCACAGCUCUGACUGCGCCUGGGGAGGGGCUGUGGUCAGAACUGCUGGCUGGAGCAGGGCACCGCAUGCCUGGGCUGAGCGGGGAGGCAGUGCCGCCCAGGCACCGGGCCAGGGGAGCCAGCUGAGCUUCAACUCGCUCUGCUCACUCUUCCUCACACCUAGAAUAUUUCUGUAUCGCAGAUUGUCACAUCCUGUCCACCUCCUUUGCCUGGAUAAGUGAAGGACACUAAUUUUUAGAGCCUUCCAUGACAUGCAGGUUUCCCUGUGCUAAGAGGACCUCUGCGAAGUAAGUGAAUUGGAAACAUUUUGGUUUCUGUGAGCUGAAGAGGAACAUGGAUAGUGGCUUAGCCAAGAAGCUGGAGGGAGGCCUGUGUCUGCUUUCUAACGUCAGCUCCUGUGUACAGUCUCUUUGUGCCUUUGCAAAUCAGUCUGGCAGCUCACUUAUGGGGUCCCACAAGUAGUGGGCAUAUAAGCUGCUUCUAGCUUCACACUGCCCACAGGGUCAGGAGAAAGAUGGUUUCCCAUGCUUCCUCGUGUAUCUGGUGGAGUAAGCCAUGAUGCUUAGAUAGGGGCCCUGGAUGCUCUGGGCUCAGCCUCAAGAGCAUUGCAUUCUUGGCAGUUUGUGACUGCUGUGCACUAUGGCCACAGCUACAGCGGCUAUCAAAAGGAAAGGCAAGGCUGAAGAGCAGACCAGGGGAGAAGCAGCAAGGCUCCCCAGGCUGUGUUCUUCAUUUCAGGCAGCUGAGACGCGUUGGCCACACUGGGAACUCUAGCCAGGGUUUAGCUUACACUAUCCCUAUUCUUAGCCAUUCAGGACCAAACUCUAAAUAUUCCUUUACCCCAACUCCCAGCUAUGAUCUUAAUAUGUGUGCUCCCUACAGUGGAUCAACUUAAAUGGUAUUAAGAGAUUGGUUUCUCAGAGAGGGUCAGGGGGCUCCCAGCAGAGCAUGGUGAUGCAUUUUAGCCCAGGCCAAGACUGUCUCAAAAGAGGAAACAGCAGAGAUGGGUUUGUUUCCUUUCACAUGAGAGACUAGAGCAGGUUGGCUCCGUCUGGGAAGCAGAGUAAACCCUCCCCAGACAACACAUCUCGAACAUAGAGCUCCUACAAAUGCCUGCCCAUUCUGGAGCAGUUUGUCCUAAAUGCCCCAGGGCACUAGCCAUUCUCCCUUGGGCAGUUCAUUCAAAUUGCUCUGCCAGCCUCUAAUUGUCUUCCUGCUGUCUACCUUUAGCCCAGUGCCAGGCAGUUGUAUUUGCUUUCUAAAACGUGUGUGUGUGUGUGUGUGUACAAUAUAGAAAAAUUUUAAAGUAAAAAAACCAUGAUUUUACUCUCAAGUUACUUUUUUGUUGGCUUAUUUUUUUUUAGCAUCAUAGUACAUAUGCAUGAGGUUUUCAUGUCCUGUUUUCUUAACUGUUUAUAUUAUAACUGUGUCUUCAUAAGUUAACAGUGCAGUUAACAUAUCUGUACUUUUUUUUCACCAUGGGUUGGGCUUUUUACUCUGUAUAGAUUCCCAGAAGUGGAAUUCUUAGGUCAGAGGUCAGAAGGUGUGUUCGUUUUUAUUGCUAGUUUCUAACUGCCAACAUCGUCAUUAGUAAAUUAAGGUCCCUGCUGUAUCUGAAAGCUUGCAGGGUUAGAGGCUGGGAUGAUGAAGAGAGUCCCAUCAGAGAAGUGCUUGCCAAACAGCCAUGAGAACCUGCAUGUGGCACACACCUGCCGAUCCCAGAACUGGCCAGCCUGGCCCAGUCAGCAAGCAGCGGAGUGCAAGCGGUUCCUAAGCCGAGAGCCUUUAGUACGCUUCUCCAUGUUGUGCUGACCUCACCCAUAAAAUUGUCUUGUUUUUGCUUCAGAACUGUAACUUUGCUGCUGUUAGGAAUUGUAAUGUAAAUACCUAACGUGCAGGAUAUCUGCUGUGCCACCCACAUGUUGAGAACCUCUCCUGUUAAGGCCUAGGAGGGGCUUUGAGAAAACCUGGCCACCUUUUCUGUUUCUCAGGAGUUUCACUGCUCAGCUGCUCCCCAUGGUCGGCCAGGCCCGGCACUCCAGCACACUCGGUCAGGCUCCCUGCUCUGGCUUCUCCAGAGCACCAGCAAACUGCUGCUGGCUCCCACCAGCUCCAACCCCCAUCUGCAUCGCACAGAACGUGUUUCCUCUCCUAACUGUGAGGCUGUGGGCAUCACAGAGGUGUGUGCUGUGACUGUGAAACCCUGCCUGGAUAUUUGGGCCUGAAUCCUGUACCCAACAUCACAGUUCCGAAACAGUCUUCGCUCAGCCCUGAGGACCUUAGCUUUUGUUCCUUACUUGCUCGAGAAUAGAGGGACCACCCUUCAUGUCUCUUCCCAGGGAGAGGCUGUUCAGUCUUGUCGUUUUCCUCUGCACUUUUGUUGAUUAAAAGACUCAGACCAGCAAGAGGUGAAAUGCCCUGGCUGGCAAGCCUAUGGACCUGGUUCAUUUUCAGGAUCUAUAUGAUGUAAGCAGAUUUGAACCAACUCCUACGAGUUUCCACUGACCUCCAGACAUAUGCUACACAUUCAAGUACACCCCCCCACCAAGAUAAAUAAGUGAAUGUAAUUAAGAAAACCAGAUUCCUGGCAUGGUGACACAAGAAGCCUUUAAUCCCAACACUCGGAGGCAGAGGCAGGCUGAUCUCUGUGGUCUACAGAUUUCCAGUCCAGUUGAACUGUCUAAAUAAAAAACAGACUCACUGGCUUUUGUGCUCCAAAAGACUAACCCUUGAGUGGGACAUAGUGGGCCUCAUGGCCAGAUGCUUGAGAAAAAUGGCCAAAAUUCCCUGGGUCUGGAGAACGUGAGGGGAGGUGUGAGGCGUGAAGCUGGGAGAAGGCUGCAGAGGUGAGUUAGGCAAUAGCCUUUAGUAAGUACCAGAACCCCAAGUUGCCUUUAAAACUGUCCAUCCCCAGUUUGGUGUGGUGGUGCACACCUUUAAUCCCAGCACUGGGCAGGGAGAGGCAGGUGGAUCAAGUUCAAGGCUAACCUGGUGUGCCAAGUGAGUUUCAGGGGAGUCAAAGCUGCACAGAGAAAUUCUGUCUCAAAGAAACCCGGGAGGGGGUGUGGGGCAGGGGUGUCAUCAGUUGUUACCACACCUGCCUAGGUAAACUUGGAGGCAGUGUGACCCCACACCACAGAAAUCUAUAGCUCACCAGCGAUAUGACUUGGGCAGGGAACUAAUUUUCCUUAUUUGAAAAAAAAGAAUGUUGGUAUCAAAUGAUUUACUAGAAAGAUAGAGAUGGAUGGAUGGAUAUUAUAAAGUGUUUUCUGAGUAUUUUUAAACAAUUGAAAGUUUUUAAAAGUUACUUUACGUUUUGUCUGUUGUGUCUGGGUGGUGGUGGCUAAUGCACCUGUGAGUGCAGGCUCCUGAGAUGCUUAAUCCUUCUGGGGCUAGAGUGAUGGGCAGCUCUGAGCCGACAUGUUGGUACAGGGUACCGAGCACAGCUUUCCAACCCUACAAGUGAGAUAUUAGUUUCCUUUUCUUGGGUUCAGUGUGUGUGUGUGUGUGUCUGAUUUCUGUGUCUUAGGGGAGUUCCAUAUAUUCUUCUGUUACUGAUUUCCAGGUCAGUUGUCUUAUGGCACAAACAGACCCAGGGUGAGUUAAAUACUGAGGUUGAUGCUGUGCUGUGGCUGUUUGCUAGAAUAGAAUGUCUCCGCACUUAGGGAGCGUGCUGUGAGACAUCUAGAGGUCAAACGCUGUGGCAUGUGUAACACACAGGUCAAAAGACCUAUGUGUAGGAGUAGAUGGGAGAGUGGAGAUUUAGGUUAGAAGAGAGAAGAGUGACGUCUAACGGAAACUCUUAACUCUCCGCACACAUGCCUUGACCAGUCCUCUGCGUGUCUUCAUACCUUCAGUAUCCACAUACAAACCACAUUAAUAUUUAAGCACUUAGUUUUUUCUUGUAAGUCAAAAUGAGAUCAUUAGUUAUUAGUGCAGUUUGAUCUCUAUCUCUCAACAAUAUAUCAUAAGGGGGCUGGAGAGACGGCUCAGUGGCUAGGAGCAUGGGCUGCUCUUGCAGAGGACCCAGGUUUGACUUCCUGCGCUUACAUGCUGGUUCCAACCAUCUGUGACUCCAGUCCCAGGAGCUCCAGCUUCCUCAUGCAGGCAAAAUACCCUACACAGAAAUAAAUCUUUUUAAAAUGUAUCAUAGAAAUCUCUAUAGGGCAAAAGGUGGAUUUAGUUUAAGGUGAAUUACAUCAUAUGCUGUAGAUAGGUGAAUGUCAUGGUUUCAGCCAUGUCUUAUUGGUAGGCGUUUUGGUAGCUUUCAGUUUUUGCCACCACAAACAAGAUGCAAAAAUAAAAAUAAAAGCCCUUGUACAUGUAACCUGUUUUGUUGAUGCAAAAUCCAGUUUUGUUUGUUGGCUGGUUCUGGGCGGGGUAUUGAUGUGCAGUUUUGUUUGUUGGCUGGUUCUGGGCGGGGUAUUGAUGUCCAGCCCAGGGUGGGUCUAGCUCACUCUGUAGCUCAGGCUUGUCUUAAGUUCUUUCUGCCUCAGCCUUCCCAGGGCUGGUAUUCUAGGCGGAAUUUCAGUGAGGGCUAAGAAGCACAACAAACCCUUCCGGAUCCACUGUGCUCCAAGCUGCCUUGCUGUGGGUGUAAAGAUGGUCUCCAGAGGCAACUGCUCCCACCCUAGGCUCCAGCUGCAGGAAAGGCCAGCAUUUUCUAGAGUGAGCUGGAGCACCCUUCAGGAAGCUGCACACACCAUGUUUCUCGUCAAGAAAGAAGUUGUGGGUCACAACUCUUGUGGGUGUGUGACAGCUCCCUGACCAUAGUAACGCUCCAUGAUCUCACCUUACAGAAAACCCGAGCACAUAAGUGGUCCUCAAAAAGAAAAUCAUCUUCAAAGAGCACUAGGUCCUUGAAGGAGAGAUGUGUGGAAAUGGAUGGUAGUGUGCAGGUGGUUUGUGGUUACACAGAUAGGCAGGUGACUGGAAAGGUGAGAGGGUGGUUCAGGGGAGCAGGAGGAAGUGUAGCUGGGAACUUGGAUGGGUGAUGGGCACAUGGAUGGGUGGGUGAAUGAGCGCUUGGGCAUGUGUGCAGGAGAUAGGGACUGAGGGGUAGCCCUGCCCUCUUCUCUGCUUGGUUUUGACUGACACUUAGAGGCAGGAAAUAAAGAAACAUAGACCAGUAGGAGGCAUUGCUUGGGCUGAGAUUCUAAGAACUGAGGUCCAUCCUGAAGGGAGACUGGCUUUCCAGUCAAAUGUCACAUUUGGGACUUGAGUGGAAGUGAGCACAGCUUCUGUUUCUUCAGGUCAGGAAGAUGUGCAGGGCCAAACUUAAAGGCCGUUCAGCACCAAAGCAGGGCUGGCCAGUGCCCACACCUCUGCCCCUAAGUAUCCGACCACUGACCCACUGAACCUCCCUAGGCAGGGUGCAACCAGGGCCUCCCCUGUCAGGGCUUCACGUGAAGGUUUAUACCACUCAGGCUGGUGACAAGCCUUCCUCUGGGUCAGUCUGGAUGGAUGGCUCUGUUGUGGAUACAUGUUUGUGACCAGGAUUUGUGUCGAGGACCCCGGGCCAGCACAGAUUGGGUUAUGGAAAAGGCUGCCUCACAGGUUAGUUUAUCAUACCAUUCCCAAACCCCAGUUCCCCUCUCAUUGACUUCUGAUGUGACAGGUCCCAGAUGUGAGGGCUGCGCCACUCCUAGAGGAGGCCUUAGGGAGCUGCAGCUGCUGCCCUUCCUGCCCCACACCGGCCAGCUCCCAACACCUGUGUGCUCCUAGUUCCUUGAAGUGUUUCUGUUCCAUGCCUGCAUUCUGACUUCUUUCCUGGUAUAUCAGAUGUUUAGGUGAAGGCCAGGACCCUUUCCAGUGCUGGGGAGGCUUCUGAGUGCCUCUCCAGGAUCACUGCUUUUCUGACCCUUAUCCCCAUGGGUGACUUCUGUUCACCUUGAGCUUCCUGUCAAUGGAAUGAGCUCUGGCUCUGAGUCCCCAGCUUGGUGGGUGUAUUUGCAUCUCACUUCCCCACAGGCCCGGAGCUCCUUGAGCUGUGAGUGCCUCACUGCUGCCGCCAGCCGAGGCAGGGCAGUGAGGGGGCAGAGUGGAUAUCCAUCUGCAGAGGGCAUCUGUGCUCCAGGGCAGAGGGUGCUGGGAGCAGUGCUCGCUGCCCACCUUCAGAUCCAGCUUGCACUUACUACCGUGUGACUGCGGGGGCUCCCUCCACCAUGUCUUCAGGUUUCGGAGAGUAUGGCACCAGGCUUCUAGGGCCACUGUGGUGACCACAUGCAUUGCUGUGAUGAAGCCCUUAAGACAGCUGCAUGCAUUGCUGUGACGAGGCUCUUUUUAUAUAUAUAUAUAUAUUUAUUUUUUUAAUUUUAUGUGCAUUAGUGUGAAGGUGUCAGAUCCCUUGGAACUGGUGUUACAGACAGUUGUGAGCUGCCAUGUGGGUGCUGGGAAUUGAACCCGGGUCCUUUGAAAGAGCAGGCAGUGCUCUUAACCACUGAGCCACCUCUCCAGCCCCCUGUGACGAGGCUCUUACAGACAGCUGCAUGUGUCACUAUGACGAGGCUCUUACAGACACUGCGGAAUAGGCGCAGACCUGAGCCUAGUGGGCAGUCGCUGAGCUUCCAGGAUUUUGUGCCUCUUUGCAGUGAUGUACAGGAAAGAAGAACAAUUCAGAGGAGUGUAAAGUGUUUUUCACCUGUGGCAGGGCAAGAGGGGAGAGAGGAUGGAAGGGAGGUUUCCAGUGACCUUUUAUGGGUAGUUAACACUGUCCACCUCUCCCAAGUUCUUACAGCCCUGGCUUUUCUGAACUUGCUCCCACAGCUGAAUGACACUCAGGUGGACUAAGGGCCACGGUCUCUGGCUGUUGCCUUUCCUAGGUAAUCUCUGCAGCAUGGCCUCCAGUUUUCUCCUCCUCAGUACCAUGUAAAUGUUUGUCAAAUGAAGGCAUGAAAAGUAGUUUUUCCACCUCAGUAGCUGCAAGCAGACCUAGAAUUAACUCUCGUUUUGACCACCGUGCCCAGAGUUGAUGUUUGCAGACAGCAGCCUGCCUGGCACCGAUUUUUGUGAACAGUACAUUAUUGUAUGAACUACCUGAUCUUUCAUGGCACAAGGCAGAAUUGAGUUGAUAGCACACACAUCACCUGGGCCACAGGCUAAAAUGCUUACUACAUUUUAGAACAAGCCUUCUGGUUCCUGCCCCGAGUUCUCCAAAUUCUCCUGUAACAAAGAUAUGGUGUGUCUUUAAUACCACCUGGCCUUACCAAGGGGGAAAAUUGCCUCUGUUGGUUCAAGUGUCUGCCUGUUCUCUUGAAUCCCAAGGGCUUCCCUGGCUUUCAUCAUGGUCCCUAAAGAUGCUUGUGGGCCCAGCUUUGGUGGGCUCUGUUGGGGGACGUGGGAUGGGCUUGAACUUGUGAAUUCUAAGAGUGUGGUGGACAGCUGAGAGCAGACAGGCCCUUUGGGAAUCCAAGGCCACACACAGAGAGGGGCUGACUGCCUCCCUCCUUGCCAGGCAGGGCACAAAUAGCCUUGUUUGAAGUGAAUUAUUAAGUUCUAGCCUCAGGGCCAAGCUCUGGCUAGACUGCCAUCUCAUCUAGGUCUUUUUACCGAGGCUGCUGUUGGAGAUCACUCUGGAAGGUGCCUGAGACAUGAAAACAAGAUCCAGUUAUCAUGUAAAUCUAAGCCUGGUCUAAACAGCUUUGAGUUUACUGGGCUUUUUGCUCAGGGCCUUGAUUUUGUCAUUCUUGGGAAUAGACCCGAAGAACUAGAAAUAACUGAGUUUGGGGUAAGGAAAAACAGUGGAAGAAAAGGGAAACUUAAUCUCUCUCUCUCUCUCUCUCUCUCUCUCUCUCUCUCUCUCUCUCUCUCUCUCUCUGUGUGUGCGUGUGUGUGCGUGCGUGCGCGCGCGCGCGCGCGCGUGUAGAGGCUAAAUUUUGGGUGUCAUCCUUUAGAGACAGAGUCAUUGUCCCAGAGCUCGCUAAUUGGGUCAUCGAGUCCCAGAGAUCUGCUUGUCCCUGCCUCUUCAGUGCUGGGAUUUUGAAGUACAGCACUAGCCUGGCUCUUUUACAUCAACUAUUUUCACCAGUUCCCAAAGGCUUAGUCUUAAUACACUUACUUGGAAGCACCUACAAGAAGUACUGAGCCAAAAUGAUAAAAUUCAGAACAACUGCUCCUAUUUAUAUUGAGAGUGGGGUAGCCGGAGGAUGGCUCAUCAGGAGAAAAUCCUCAGCACCCAUAUAAAAGCUGGGCACAGCGGCUCAUGUGUGUUAGACUAGCAAGGGGGCGGGGGGAGUGGGCUAGGAGGGAGGGGCUUACUUGCUCCAGUCUAGCCAAAAGAGCAAAGGCCAGAUUCAGAAUGUGAGAGAGUCUGUCUCAAAAAGUAAGGUUUCCUACCAGGUUUGGUGGUAAUCCGGCACUUGGGAGACAGAGGUGGGAAGGUCACUUCAGCUACACAAGUUCAGGACAGCCUGGGCUUCAUAAAGUCCUGUCUAAACACACCCUUAAAUAUAAACACAUGUAAUGUACUUAUAUACAUACAUAUAUUCAUAUAUAUGGUGGAGAGCAUGGAGGACGAUACCAGAUGUCUGCCUCUGGCCUGCACGCACAUGCCCUUGAGUCUAAAAAUAAAUGCCAGUUCUCCUUUUUGGGGUAAAAACCAUAAUGUAAAUGACAUUAUAAGCAGUGGUGGCCUUUAAUCCCAACACUGGGGAGGCAUGGACAGGCAGAUCUCUGUAAGUUCGAGGCCAGACCGUCUACAGAGCUAGUUCCAAGAUCGCCACAGUUACACAAAGAAGCCUUGUCUUUGAAAAACCAAAAAAAAAAAAAAAAGAGAGAAAGAAAAUGAUGUUGUAAUGAAGCCAGGGUCUAAGACCCUUCCUUAGUGUGCACGUUGGUAACUGGGAAGUAGCCUGGGCUACUGAGGUAGUGGGAAGACCUAACUGCAGCCUCAAGCAUGUUUAACAAUGAAGGGGCAUCUUGGCCAUUAGGAGGCACAGCUGCCCAGAUGCCGCCAUGGUUUCCCUGAUUACCUCAAAUCCAGCUCCUUGCCGUGGUGGUCUCGCUCCCAGAGGCUCUGCUGUGGAGACCUGCCCUCAGGAAAGUCAUGGUGUACUGAGCGAGGUUGUUCCUCAACGCAGUGUGAGUCUUUGUUCUGAGCAGUCCUGGCUGUGUGCAUUCGCUGAGAUUCUGCACGAAUCAAGGGGGGCAGUGGUGUGACUGCCAGACAAAACCUGCUCUGGAAAGGCCUGUUGCAAGAGCCCUCGAUUGUCCGCUUUCAGCUGUGGCAUCUGCAGGACCGACACAGGCCUUCUGUUGAGAAACUGCCUUCUACCUCAUGCUGUGUCAGAGUGGGUAGAGCACCUUUAUGAGUGCACUCAGAGGGGGUUUGGGGCAGGUAAAAAGUAUCCUUACAGAAAGUCAAGCCCGGCUGAGGCCAUAGACCAGCAGCUCUCAGCCUUCCUGCUGCUACGACCCUUUAACACAGUCCUCAUGUUGUGGUCACUCCAGCCGUAAAGUUACUUCAUUGCUACUUCAUAAUGUAAUUUUUCUGCUGUUACAAAUCGUAACGUAAGGGGUUGGGGAUUUAGCUCAGUGGUGGAGUGCUUGCCUAGCAAGCUCAAGGCCCUGGGUUCGGUCCUCACCUCUAAAAACAAAACAGCAACAAAAAAGAUACAACAAACCAUAAUGUAAAUCUCUGUGUUUUCCCAAUGGUCUCAGAUGACCCGUUUAUGAUUAUUUGGCCACCUCCAAAAGGUUGAGAACCACUGCCCUGGAGUGUAGCCUAGAAACUAAAUGGGAGAGGCUGUGCUCCACUUGAACCUGAUUUGUGUUUCUCAGUCUCUAUAGACAUCCGAGUCAGUCAUCUUGUUAGCAAACCGUGUGGUUCAGCAGGCGUGGUGCAGGGCUGGUGUUCUGCACAUCCAGUGAGCCCCAGGAGCGGCCAGUGCUGCUGGUCCAGGGCCACUGUGAGGAGUGAGGACUGGAGAAUAUUCUCUCAUUUUCCCUUUUUAUCGGGUGUGGACAAUGUGUGUGUAUGUGCUCGCCUGUGGCAGUCAGAGAACAACUCUGGGAGUCCCAGAUUUGGGGGAGUUGUCAGACUUAGGGACAAGUGCCAUUACCCACAACCUCACAGGCCCCACCUUGAGCUUUUGAAAGAAAACCCAGCAGGCACUUGGGUCAUCCUAGCACUGAGGAGGCAGAGGUAGGAUCUUCGAGUUUCUGGUCAGCCAGUACACACUGAGACUCUGUCUUCAACAAACAAAAAUCUCACAGAGCUUCCUAAUGCCGUUGGACCAAGGACAUUCUUCCUGGUAGUUGGCAGUCAGGUGUCUUAUGUGUGAUAAUGAUAGUAAUAAUAACAACAUCAGGUGGCCGCUUCAGGAAACCCUUGGUUUUCCUUUUUAAUAUAGAUCCGUGUGCUUUCUUAUGAGAGCAUAAAUAGUACAACUUGAUGGCUGAACACAACACAAACUCAGUGAUGUUAAAGCCUGGGAGGCCGGAAGUCUGGAAUGGGACUCACUGAACUAAAUCAAGUAUGGUCCACAAAGGCUGUACUCCUCAGUGUCCAGGAGGGGCUGCCUCCUGCCCUGCCUGUCUAGCUGCUGCCUUCUGUAGCUUGACACAGCCAGCACUGGCUGAUGAAGUCGUCCUCCCAUUCCCCAGCUUUAUUAAAAUACCUUUUUUUUUUUCCUUUUUGAGGUAGGGUCUUGCUGUGUGGUUAUGGCUAGCUUGGAAUUCAAUAUAUAGACCAGGCUGGCUUUGAACUGACAAGAGAUCCUCCUGCCUCUGCCUCCAGAGGAUUAAAGCCAAGCACAACCAUCUGAAAGGCUUUAAAAAAUUGCAUGUAUGUGCAAAUGUGUGUACAUGAAUGGUAUGUACAUAAUGUGUGUACAUGUAUAUAUGUACACGUGUGUGCAUAUGUGAUGGUACAAGUCUGGAAGUCAGAGGAUAACUUUUAGGAGUUCCUUCUUUUCUGCCUCUAUGUGGGUCUUGGGAAUCAAAUUCAGGCUUGGUGCCAAGUGCCUUACCCACUGAGCCAUCUUGCUGAACCCUGAAAAGACAUUUAUAGCAGAUUAAAAAAUAGAAGUUAAUAGAGGGGCCAUCAGGAAGAAAGGAAGAUGUUCUACACCCUGAGAGCAUAGUGUAGGCAUCUCUGAAAGAGAAUUGACCCUGUACACUGCAGAAAAAGGCAAGGCGGGCUGCCCCGAGGCUGGUAGCUGCCCGGAGGACCCUGUGGAUGGGAUUUAAGGAAGUUUCUAUGAAUAUCACGAGUCAGGUGGCAUAUUCAUGGCAGUAAACUCACCCUUUUUCCUGUGUAAGCUGGUAUGCCAGGUUCUGUUCUCUUGGAAAUACCUGGGGUGAGUGCUUCUGGAGUAUAGGUCAUUAAGGAUGCCAGCUGACUUCCUCUUUGCCAGGUGGCCAAAUAGAAACUUUUAGGGGUAAUCCCAUGAUUUAUAAGUCCAUAAGGUUCAACUCUAAUUUUUUAGAGAAGGUUGUGGAGAGCUGCUUGUCAGGCUGUUUGGUUGUUGAGUUCUCAGUGAAAAACAUGUUUUCACCCUCGCCUUUCCCCUGAAGACAGGGAUAGGCAGGAUUUCUUCCAGGUUACUUCUCCUUUGUGUGAGGAUCACACGGUCAGGUGGUCAAGGUAAACAAGUUUGACUUCUUGAUGAACCCCUUCAUUGUGUCGAGGUGCUUUGCUCCGACUGUAAAAAGGAAUUGUGGAAUAAACUUCUACUCACAGCCCUCUCGAA
Messenger RNA from Meriones unguiculatus (Mongolian gerbil), 17013 nucleotides. RefSeq names its product lysine acetyltransferase 14 (gene Kat14). NCBI's taxonomy places the organism in Eukaryota, Metazoa, Chordata, Mammalia, Rodentia, Muridae. The record is from RefSeq and is a predicted model, not a curated record. Gene Ontology annotation, molecular function: acyltransferase activity, transferring groups other than amino-acyl groups. The transcript is spliced from 10 exons. Bases 3 to 2345 code for a protein of 780 amino acids.